AUGCAAGCAGUUUCAGCUCCCCUCGAGACAAGUGCUGGGGAGGGGCAGCUUGCAUCAAACCUUGUGCAAGCCAUCCUGUUCGACAUGGAUGGUGUCUUGUGCAACAGCGAAGAGAUGACGCAAAGGGUGGGUGCCGAGACUCUAUUGAAGGUGUACGGAGUGACGGUCGACCCAGAUGAGUUUCGAGCCUUUGCUGGCAUGGGAGAGGCAUAUUUCUUGAGCGGUGUGGCUGGCAAGUAUGGGAUCCAGAUUGAUGACAUAGACAAGCUCAAAGAGGUGUUCUAUGGUAUCUACCUUGAAAAGGCUGCUGAUCCUACAGAAGACAUCGGCCUUCCUGGUGCCAUUGAGCUGGUGAAGGCUUGCCGUGAAGCUGGCCUCAAGGUGGCAGUUGCCUCCAGUGCUGACCGUGUCAAGGUGGAUGCAAAUCUGAAGCUGGUCGGCUUUGACGCUGAGGCAGACUUUGAUGCAAUCGUGUCGGCAGAUCUGUUUGAGCGGCUGAAACCGGCUCCUGACAUCUUCCUGGCAGCUGCCAGGGAAGUUGGAGUGGAGCCCAGCGCUUGUAUUGUUGUGGAGGAUGCUGCUGCUGGGGUGCAGGCAGCACGAGCUGCAGGCAUGCGGGUGGUGGGAGUGACGACGACUCUCUCAAAGCAAGACAUGCUGGCCCAGAGACCGGACGAAGUGAGGCCUACAAUUGCAGAAAUCAGUGUGGAUCUUCUGCAAGGCCUGCACUGGGCAGCUCGAGAUGAAUCAGCAGCUGAAGAAAGAGCAAACAGCGGCAAAGAGGCUGGCCCUUCGGAUAAUGGUGCUACAAAUUUUCAUGCACAGAUUGGAGUGCUAACGUGGUUUGCAUCGCCACGCAUGCAGGCGAUGUCAUUUGCGAGUCCAAAGGCGAUAUUAAACGCGCUGCUGCCAAGGCCGUCCCCGACCACAGGCCUAAGUCAGGAGCGCAGCGAGAGGGCGGCCGCGUUCCGGCGUUUCAUCGAGAGCGUGGAGCGCAGGGGCGGCGGCGAGGAAGUCCCAGACUUCCCUGCCGGCGCUCAGUGGUUCAACUCCCCUCCGCUCAAGCUCAGCAGGGAGCUGAAGGGCAAGGUGGUGGUGCUGGACUUCUGGACGUACUGCUGCAUCAACUGCAUGCACGUGUUGCCGGAGCUGGCCGCCCUGGAGCGCAAGUAUGCUGGCCGCCCCGUCGCCGUCGUCGGGGUGCACUCCGCCAAGUUUGACAACGAAAAGGACAACGAGGCCAUCAGGAAUGCGGUGCUGCGCUAUGACAUCACUCAUCCAGUCAUCAACGAUGCCAGGAUGGUGCUGUGGCGUGACCUGGGCAUCGCCUCGUGGCCCACGCUGCUCGUUGUGUCGCCACGCGGCCGCGUCAUUGCCACCCUGCCCGGCGAGGGCAACCAGCAGAAUGUGGACGACAUGCUGGCGGCUGCUCUGGAGUACUAUGGCGAGCGCGGCAUGCUGGACGACACCCCAGUGCCCAUGACACUCGAGCGCGAGCGCAGAGGCAGUGCGACCGCCUCAAGUCCGCUGCGCUACCCGGGCAAACUCACUGCCGACCUCGCCGGCGGCCGGCUGUUCAUCUCCGACAGCAACAACCACAGGCACGCAGCGCACGCAACAGCCCUUUUGCACUCCACGCCUCACCCGGGCCGUUUCCUGGACCAGAUUGGCGGAAACGGGCCGGCCCUGCGCGACGGCGCAUACCAGGCGGCCGCCCUCUACCGGCCGCAGGGCCUCGCUUACAGCGCGCGGCGUGACUGCCUCUACGUGGCCGACACCGAAAACAACGCCCUGCGAGAGGUCAAUCUGAAGACGAGAACUUUGAGGACGCUGGCAGGGGACGGCGCGAAGGCAGAGCAGGACUAUACGGGCGGCCGCUCUGGCAGAGCACAGCGGCUCAACUCCCCAUGGGACCUGGCCUUCAAUGCGCAGGCAAAUCACCAACUUGGAAACCCUGAGGACUCCCUGUACAUAGCAAUGGCUGGGCAGCACCAGAUUUGGCGGCAUGACCUGGCGAGCGGCAGCAUGGCAGCGUUCAGCGGCGACGGCUACGAGCGAAACGCCAACGGCGCCACCGGGCCGGCCACCUCCUGGGCCCAGCCGUCUGGGCUGAGCCUGUCGGCGGACGGGCGGGAGCUGUGGGUGGCCGACAGCGAGAGCAGCACCGUGCGCAGCAUGGACCUCACAUCCGGCGGCGGCAAGGCGCAUGUGGGCGGCGAUCCGCUGUUUGCGGACAACCUGUUCCGCUUCGGCGACAAGGACGGCUCCGGCACGGGCGCGCUGCUGCAGCACCCGCUGGCCGUGCUGGCACUCUCCAAUGGCGAUGUCAUCGUGGCAGACUCCUACAACCACCGGCUCAAGCUGCUGGACCCAGCGACGGACAGCAUCCGCACCGUUGCAGGCAGCGGCGCUGCUGGCCUGACAGAUGGCACUGGAGGGAACGCGCGGGUGUCAGAGCCCGGGGGGCUCUGCGCCGGGCCGCGCGGCACGGUGUUCAUAGCCGACACAAACAACAGCGCCAUCCGGGUGUUUGACCCCAAGACUGGAGCGCUGCGCACUCUGGAGCUGAAGGAUGUGCCGCCGCCCACAGUAUCACCAGACGCCGCCCCGGCCGACAGCCCGGGCUCUGCUGAGGACCCUGCCAUUCCCAAGGGAGCCACCUUGGUGGUUUCAGAUGCAGCCAUCGCAUCAGCCUCUGCCAAUCUGCACGUUCGGAUCCAGCUUCCCCGGGGCUACCACCUGACAAAGGGAGCCAAUAGCAGAUUUGAAGCCUCGGCCCUGGGGCCUGGAGCACAAGUCAUUCUCCAGCCGUCCAGUGGCCGACUGACCGAGACUGCAGAGGAGCUGUCAGCAGAUGUGCGGGUCAAUCUUUCAACUUUAGACAGCGUUUCAGGGAUCCUGAUAUUCUGCAAAGUGUACUUCUGCCAAGAUCAGGACGUGUGCCUGUUUGAGGAGAUCUACUUUAAGGUGCCAGUGCGAGUACAGGCAGGCACUGGAGGUGGUGAGGUGUGCGUCAGCUAUGCAUUGUCUCCCAAGGCUCAGACAGUGGACUUCCCAGGCCUGUAG
Molecule: messenger RNA, 3066 nt
Organism: Coccomyxa subellipsoidea C-169
Lineage: Eukaryota; Viridiplantae; Chlorophyta; Trebouxiophyceae; Coccomyxaceae
Exons: 17
Coding region: 1-3066 (1021 amino acids)
Molecular function (GO): protein binding
Source: RefSeq, a predicted model, not a curated record